GAGAUGCUUUUGGAGGAGUCGCUGAAGGUGUCCCGAGCGCAGGUGUUCCACAGAGUGGCGUUCGACGGGGGCUGGGAAGAGGGAACAGCAAUGAUUCGUCGUCAUCAUCCGCACAGGGGAGGAGUGUGGGGGGAAGGCUCAAAGGCACAUUUGGGCGUUUCUUUGAUCGACGUGCAUCGACUUCGUCAACGGGAAGGAGGUGGUAGUGAUGUGCCUGAUGCAAUAGCCGCGGCGGUGGCAGCUUCCCCAUCCACAUUAGAACAAGACACCGAAUGGGAAUGUCGAAGGCACGGUUGGAGCGGGGGGGAAGGACGUAGGACCGUUUUUCGAGAUGGAUCAUUGAAGGUUCGGGGACCUCUGGGAUGCGGAGGAGGUAGUGGGGGAGGAGAAAAGACGAGAAAAGAGGCUGAUCCAUCGUACGAGAGGUGCCAAGUGCUAAACUGGGAACUGAGAAGCCUUGUGCUUGAGGCUGGGUCUUACGUCUGGUCACCUGCGACCCUUGACAAAAUUGUCAAGUCUUGCCAGAACGUCAGCAGACCGAGACAGAUUGGGGGCGAUUGGGGGCGAAAAAAAGGCAAAAACAAUGUGUUUGAGCUCUUGUUUCUUCACCCACAAAGUGCUGUUGCAAUCUUGCCUUGA
Acaulospora colombiana is the source of this 639-nucleotide messenger RNA. The record is from the annotation of a GenBank genome assembly. NCBI's taxonomy places the organism in Eukaryota, Fungi, Glomeromycota, Glomeromycetes, Diversisporales, Acaulosporaceae.